AUUUUUUUGUUAAAUUGUCGGGGUUACUAUUUAUGAAGGGCAUUAAGCUUCUUCUUUUCUACCAAAUUCAGUCGGAAGAAACUAUAUUACUGGUGUAAUAUUAAAAAUUUCAAGAAGAAUUCAUUCAGAUAUAUGGUCAUAUCUGUUAACCAGUCACACACUCAAUUACUUAUGCCAACAAAUAUGGUAUAUUUUGACACUUCGUACUUCUUCCAACUGGGAAAUGUUCACAAUGAAUAUAAUUGACGACGUGUUUAUUUUGCUGUUUCUUUUGAGUGUCAAUGUGUGCAGCAGGUGAAACUUGUUUUGGAUGAAAUAUUAAGGAUUAUUAUUAACAUAUACAAAGUUAAACUAUAAAAUCGAAAUGAGCGCUGAUUGGGAUGAAAUUAAACGUCUGGCUGCUGAUUUCCAGAAAGCCCAAUUAACAUCGACAUUACAACGGCUCUCGGAACGCAAUUGCAUUGAAAUAGUUUCGCUAUUGUUGGAAAAGAAUUUGUUAAAAGCUUUUUUCACCAACGAUGGCAAAGAGUAUAUUACACCAGAUCAAUUAGAACGCGAAGUGCAGGAUGAGCUAUAUGUGAACGGGGGACGUAUUAAUCUUGUAGAAGUCAGCAAAACGCUCAAUGUUGAUUUGUCACGGAUGGAAGAGAUCGCCGGUCGCAUCGCGGAAAAUGAUCCUGAGAUACAUUUCAUGUUAGGUCAGCUAAUCAACGAGCAAUACAUCACACAUAUUGCAGAAGAAGCCAACGAACGCCUAGCACAGAGGGGAGAAAUAACUGUUUCUGACCUGACACAACAAUUUGACUUGCCUUCCGAUUUUCUGCAGCAUGAUGUUAUGGAAAAACAUUUGGGCAAGAUCAUACGCGGUCGUCAAGAUGCAUCCAAUCCCCGUGUCUUUUUCACUCAAGCAUAUAUUCAACGUUGCAAAGCUAAAAUACGUGGUGCCCUCAAAGCUAUUACUCGUCCAACUAACGUAGCAAGCAUUUUACAACAAAUCAAUGUGCAAGAAAAAAUUUUUCAUUCUUUAUUUGAUGAGAUUGCGCCUGCCGGUCAUGUGACAUCUAAACAACCAAAUGCACAAUAUAUUCCAAAUAUUUACACAAAAAUGCAAGCGGAUUGGGUGAACUCAUUUUAUAAACAAAAUGGCUUUCUGGAGUAUGAGGGUAUUGCAAAAUUGGGUGUUUCUGAUCCAAAACAAUUUAUACGGAAACAACUGCCUAAUGAGGACAUUAUUUACUUGAAACGUUGUGCAAUCGGCACUAAAGUAAUUGAUCUCACUGUUCUUAGUUCAUUAAACGAAUGUAGUGCUACUAAAAGUUACGUUGAUUUGGCUACCAUAUUACCAUCUAAUAUGUCAGAAGAAGAUAUUGAGGAAGUAUUUGAAACGAUAAUGGCAAGGAAAGGUGCCACGCCCGCAAAUUUUGUAUUUCUUCAAAGCAUUGUAUUCUCACAACAAUAUUUGAACGACCUUAUACAACCCUGUCACGAAAUGGCACAUGUAAAUGCCAAAACUGCAGUUGACAGCGGCAUUUAUCAACAAUAUCUAGCUGAAAAACAGCUAUCAGGCAAAUCAGCGGCGGCACAGGACUAUGAUGAUGAUUCCAAAACUGAUAAGCGCGAGGAGCGACGCAAAAAGGCAGCAUCAGGAAAGGCUGGUGGGGGUAGUCAGGGUCGCGAAACUAAAACUAAAUCGACCAAAAAGCAUCAACGAGGCGGACGUGCAAUAGCUGGUGAUAGCGAUGAAGAGCAAGAAUCACGUAAUGGAGCAAGCAAGAAAGGUGCAAAAUGUUUCGAACUGGUGAAUGUGGGUGAUAUUGCAAAAAUUAUUAACAAGACUUUGGAAAAUGAAGGAUUGGAAUAUCUCUCAGACAUUAUUGCAGCAUUGUAUCACAGUCAAUUAAAUCAAGUUGCAAUGGGCAAAGCACAAGAACUGUUCGAAGCAACACCACAAACAAAUCGCAGACAAACGCAUGCAGCAAUACAAGAGCGCAUUAACACCAUACUCGUUGAUCUACGCUUAUAUGAGAAGGGCUUAAAACUUCUCCCGGCCGAUGUACAACCGCAGCUGGUCAAAUAUUUGCUCAAAUCGCUUGGCAAUGACAUUUGUAAUGAAUUGACCGCCUAUAUCGCCAGCGAAAGCAAUUUAAAUACGAAACUAACCAAUUUCAAUGUGGAUCAACGCAACAAAAUAGCACAGGAGUGUGACCAAGCAUAUAGGACAGCCUUAUUGGAAAUCAACAAAGCGCUAAAUAAAACAAUAGAUGAUUUUGUGUUGGCUACGGAAGCCGUAUUAAAAGCAUGUAGCAUGAUAAUUAAGAAGGUUGAUAAGAAAAAGGAUCGUCAACUUAUACUCCAACACAAGCAGAAAUUAUUACAACAAUUGCAGGAAACCGUAGAGCCUGCAUUGGUGUUGCACUUAGCCUCUUUAAUACUUUUCACAACAGUAACGGGUUGUAUUAUACACGCUUCCGGUAAAUUUGUCGCACAAAUACUCGCUUUUAUACGUCCCCAUUUAAGUAAUGAGCAAAAUGAACAGCUAAUGCAGUACCAUGACUAUGUUUUGAAAUUGUUGCAAGCAAAAGAAGAUAGUGACGAAGCGAAACUCAUAAGCGAACAAUUACAGAAUUUACAAAAUGUCAUUAAAGAGCUGGCGGCGUGCUAUGAGAAAACUGGUACUUCCAAAACCGAAUGAAUAUGAAUGUUAUCUUAAUAAGGACCUAGUAGUCGCAUUUUUUAUGUAAGGCUAUAUGUUAUUUGUUUUCAAUCAUUUUAUUUGUAUGUUUUAUUUGCAAUAAAGUCAUUUGCAAGAUGCUAGUA
Bactrocera oleae (olive fruit fly) is the source of this 2817-nucleotide messenger RNA. It is a transcript of the gene Ufl1, whose product is annotated as UFM1 specific ligase 1. The record is from RefSeq and is a predicted model, not a curated record. Gene Ontology annotation, cellular component: endoplasmic reticulum membrane. Gene Ontology annotation, biological process: response to endoplasmic reticulum stress; regulation of proteasomal ubiquitin-dependent protein catabolic process; protein K69-linked ufmylation. NCBI's taxonomy places the organism in Eukaryota, Metazoa, Arthropoda, Insecta, Diptera, Tephritidae. Gene Ontology annotation, molecular function: UFM1 ligase activity.